Molecule: messenger RNA, 1152 nt
Organism: Cuscuta campestris
Lineage: Eukaryota; Viridiplantae; Streptophyta; Magnoliopsida; Solanales; Convolvulaceae
Source: the annotation of a GenBank genome assembly
UUGGAUGAGUUCUUAGAGCACAGAAAAUAUGUUUGAAGCCCUUCAAACCUAGGCUUCAAACCUUUCCUCUUUUCCACAUCAAGCAAAUGUCUCAAACGUCUUCUUUAAGCAUGUGGUCUCCCGUUGGCGAGCUUGGCAACAAUCGGCCGACUUUGAUGUUCAAAUUACGGGCCGUGCGUGUGUAUUUUGUUCCUGUUUGGAGCAAAGGCGGAUAUUCAAUCGAGGUCGCUUUUCACGAUGAACAUGGCACGAGGAUUCACACGCAUCUUAAAAAACCGGAAAAAAACGUUUUGAGAAUCAAAUUGUGGAGAAUCAAAUUGUGGAGUCAAAACAUUGAAUGGAAGCAAUUUUCCACGUUUCAUGUUUGAUUUGAAAUCUUUUGCGAUGAUUCAAAACCAACCGAUUUUGAACGAUCAAGUCUUGAUUGAUGUGAUUGGGAAAGUUGUUGGCCGGUCAAAAGUUCAAACACACAUAAGAAUGAGCGAAAAACAAAAGUUGAUGGAAAUAACACUUGAAGAUCAUGAGGGUAAUCGUUUGGGGUGUACCCUGUGGGGAGAAUAUGUGGAAAGAUUUUUGGGUUGUUUGACCCAAAAUGUACAGGAACCGGUGAUUUUACUUUUCAGUUUUUGCAAACCAAAACGUUACAUGGGUACUGUGACGGUGUCAACUUCAUUCCACGUAACAAACAUGAUUUUUGAUGGCAAUUCCGUUGAGGUCAAUGCAUUCAGAGCAAUGUUACCAUUGCAUGUUGAUGAUGGGGGUCCCGUGGUUGGUCUAAUGCUAGCCGGGGGAGAUGAUGAUCACGGAGUUAUGACAAUAACCACAAUUAGAAAUCUUUUGGAGACAACUAAGCCUGAGCCAUAUUAGAUUGUUGGUGAAAUAGCAUCUCUUGAAAAUGUCGCUGAUUGGUGUUAUUUGGGAUGUACUGAUUGCAACAAGAAAGUAAUCCCCGAUGGCGAGAGUUUCAGGUGUUCCGGAUGUCGCAUUUCCGUUCCUCAUGGAGUUUACAAGUUCAAAGUUAAUGUUCGUGUUUACGAUUCAACCGGUCAUGCCUCAUUCAUUCUUUGGGAUAGAGAGUGCAAGAAUAUCUUGGGUGCAAGUGUAACGCCCUAAAACAUACCCUAAAAUUUUUAAUGAAUAAAUAUUCAAUUA